AUGUACCUGAUCACUGUGUUUGGAAACCUACUCAUCAUCCUGCUUGUCAGCUCAGACUCCCACCUCCACACCCCCAUGUACUUCUUCCUCUCCAAUCUGUCCUUUGUAGACAUCUGCUUCACCUCCACCACCAUCCCAAAGAUGCUGUGGAACAACAAAACUCAGAGCAAAGUUAUAACCUAUGAAGGUUGCAUCACACAAAUUUAUUUUUUCAUACUCUCUGGAGUAUUGGACAUCUUUCUCUUGACUGUAAUGGCCUAUGACCGGUUUGUGGCCAUCUGCCACCCCCUGUAUUACACAGUCAUUAUGAACCCCCGGCUCUGUGUACUGCUGGUUCUGGUGUCCUGGCUCUUAAUUGUCUCCUUAUUUUUUUGUACAAGCCUAGGAGUGUACCUUAGCUCUGCUGCUACCCAUGGCUCACAGUCAAGUGCAACAGCCUCAGUGAUGUACACUGUAGUCACACCCAUGCUGAACCCCUUCAUCUAUAGUCUGAGGAACAAAGACAUAAAGGGGGCUAUGAAGAGAUUCUUUGUGAUGGAAAGUCUUAAAAGACCAUUUGUUCUGGGUCUGGAGAGGUGCCCAUGGCUUAAGGGAUCAAAGCUUCAGUCAGUAGUUGUGAUUCUUUAA
Budorcas taxicolor (takin) is the source of this 627-nucleotide messenger RNA. Its product is annotated as olfactory receptor 7A17-like. Gene Ontology annotation, biological process: G protein-coupled receptor signaling pathway. Gene Ontology annotation, molecular function: olfactory receptor activity; G protein-coupled receptor activity. Gene Ontology annotation, cellular component: membrane. The record is from RefSeq and is a predicted model, not a curated record. The transcript has 2 exons. The coding region runs from base 1 to 627 and encodes 208 amino acids. NCBI's taxonomy places the organism in Eukaryota, Metazoa, Chordata, Mammalia, Artiodactyla, Bovidae.